CCUGGCCUUGGACAAUACUGUUUACCGAAAGUGUCCAUUGGCUUUAGGUAAUAUAACCUGACAAAUGAUGACGUCAAUUUGUUUUAAAAACAGUUAUGACGUAUCAAGCCUGGUUAAAAUCGUAUAAAAACAUCGUGUGAUAAUGUCAUUACAAAUGACACAAGAACUUGCCAUUAUCUAACGACCUGCCAAAUUUCAACCUAAUCAAACCAAUCCUUUUAGAGAUUUACGACAAAAAGUGCAACUCAAAUGACACUUCACAUGACCCCUGAUGACGUUAUAAAUAUAAAACUUCAUACACAAUGUGUCUACUUGAUGAUCAUGUGUAUCACUUUGCAAGUGAUUACAAAAAGCUUCCACACACACCUUCUCAAGAUACAUUUUUAACAGUUUCAUCCUGCCACUAGAGGGCGCUCUUUUAUAUUAUGCCAUCAUUGGUAUUUUCUUAAAAUUGACGCUGGCCACACAUUAACAGCCUUAAUAGCAUCUUCAUAACUUUUGCCACUUUAAUUACAAGGACACUUCGGAGUUCGAACAGAACUAGAGGUCAAGUGAGGUUAUGCACAACUUUAACGAAAACAAGAGUCAUCUGCUUUAAAAAUGCCACCAAAAUGUUACAAAAUGGCGCGCACAAAUAAAAAAAAUUGAACUAGGAGGUUUUGAGAAGAUCCCCAAUAUCAGGAAAAACCCUUACUAAUAACACACUCACUUGACAGAAUUCUGUUGAUUGCACAUCACCAGUUUUUACGCAUGACUAAGCCUGGGCAACUCUACUUGACUAGUUGCGCUUCAAAAAGUUGAGACUUUGAGACUAGUCACAACUUAUUUUUAAUUCCCAAGUUGCUUUACGGCAUAUUUUUGCCACAGCGCAAUAUUGUAAGAGUCUCACUUAAACAAUUGAAGGUUUGUGUCACUAAUGAUUGUAUUUUGAAGUAAAUUAUGUUGGCGUGACUAAUGAGCGACACAAUUGCUUCACCAAGCAGGAAGUUGCAGCUAUUUUUGUAGUAGUCCAGGCGGCAUAAUUAAUUGGGGUAGUUGAAUAACGGUAGCCUCGACUUGACUAAACAAACUAUAGUUCAGUCAGCGCGCAGCCUACGAUAUAAUGAGACUAUUCAACAGAUUUGUUUGCAAGUGAAACCCGUUCACGGGCGUUUUGGAAAUUUGCGAGAAAAGACGAGAGUUGAGCGCUACCCCUGAAAAGGGUCACGGGAAACCCCUAAGGUCACUCGCUGAGCCAAGAUGGAUUGGUAAGUACAAUCAUUACAUUACACGCUAUGAAAACCCCGUUUUUUCAUCUUUUUAAAUACAUUUUAACGGAAAAUUAUGCCUUCAAAAUUUGCUUCAAAAUAUGCUCCUUCGUAAAUGUACCUCAGAAUUUUAAGUGCUCCUGACUGUUUCGAUAAACGGGCUCGAAAACGAUGUCGGUAUUUGUUGACAAUGCAAGUUUUGCGAUUGUUUCACACCAUUUUCAUUUCUACGGGAUCAGGGAUUUGUUCUCUUUUUUAAGUUUGAAAAUGUCCGUUUUUUCGAUUUCGGGCGUAUUUACUCUCGAAGUGUGUGACGUCACGUACAAUAAUUUUACGUGUGCAACUAUACAUCGUGCAUCACCAAUUUCGUGAUAAAAUCCUAGCCUUGGGCUGCCAAUAGAGAUGUAUUUCAUCGUGCAUCAACAAUUUUGUGGUAAAAUACUGGGCUUUAUUAAACUAAAAAAGAGAAGAAGUGCAUCAUGCAUUACCAAUUUCAUGAUAAAAUCCUUGGCUUGAACAAACUGAAAAAGAGAUGUAUUGCAUCGUGCAUUACCAAUUUCGUGAUAAAAUUCCCAACUUUUUUUAGCAAGUGUGAACAAAAUUGCUCUUCCAACCUGAUAAUAUGAAUAAAUACUCAGUAAAUACUAUUAUUAUUAAAUUUUAUUUCAAUACAAUAAUGCAGACACUCUACAAAGUACAAGAACAAAAGCCAGUACACUACAUUCCGUUCGUCAUGGCCAUAAUCAUGGCAGCUCGUAUUUUCUCUGUCGAUUUAGUUUUGCAAAAUAGUCAUAAAACAGGAACGGACAGAACUUGUUCUUUAUUCACUCAAUUUAUUCUUUAGAACUUACCGGAAUGUGCUUAUUUUGUUCCCUUGCCUUGAGAGUUGACAAAUGUAAACAACAAUAUACUUAAUUUAAAUUACUAAGUAACUAAAUACUACUUGUGUGUGAAGUGUUUUGUAUACAAAGGCAAUGGCCAUGUAACAUGAUGGCCAUUCCUUCUUUCUGUAGACAUUUUAAAUCGAUUGUCAUGUAUAGUUUUUACAUUGUAGAUUGUACAUGAGAGUGAUUGAUUCUUUGCAUAGUUUUAUGCGCAGCUUAGCCAAAUAGUUUGCAAACACUUAGUCCACCCUUCCCCUCUCAUCUGUAUUUUUUUUUUUACAUCCGUUGACAAUCACAGGCCCAGCAGUCAAGAUGACCUCCCCUACUUCAACGUGAAGAUUUUGGGAGACUCCCUGACGAGGUACGUACACCUUGAAAGUCCUUGGUUUUUGGCAGAUACUAUUACAAAGCCAGGAUGCACUGUACGUCGUAUGGUUUCGUUGUUGAAAAAGUUACAUGCAGAUCGCAAUGGUACUGGACAGAAGCCGCAUGUUGUUGUCCUACAUGUGGGUACCAACGAUCUGGAUGAGAGUGUUCUCCACAAAGACCUCCAGAACUUUGAGCAGCUGAUUUCAUUGGCAAAGGAAACGUUUCCAUCGGCUAAAAUCAUAAUAAAUUCCAUCUUGCCACGUUCUGACUUCAAAAUCCUCAACGAGAAGGGCAUCAUUCUAAAUAUGCACCUUGCUAAGCUUUGCAAGAAGGUAGGCUGCAUAUUCAUUGAUCUAACAGAGAACUUUCCUCCAGAACUUUUCUCUUGUGAUGGACUUCAUCUGAAUCAUUAUGGCAUUCGAAGGUUGGCGGAUGUCAUCACUGACGUCACCACAUCCCUACUCAUCAGAGUAAUUCCAGGCUCUCGUACAAGCUCUACCAAUCGGUUCGUUCCAAAAGAACUGCAGCUGCUUGUCAGAAAGAAAAAAAGGAAGAAAGAGCCCAUUUCGAAACCCCAAUCCUCGCCCUCAUCCGGACCCCCAUCUCCAUCAACACCGGAAACACAACUCAAAGAGAACGCAACGAGAAAACAUCCAAGGCAACCAUCAGGAAAAAAGAGAAGUGCUGCAGUCGACAGUGAUGGAUUCCAGCAGGUUGGGUGUAAAUUCACCUGUCCAUCAGUUGACCCCUACUCCCUUCCAGUUUUCCAGCCUAUGUGUCUGCCAAUGAAGGUGAUGGUUUACCACCACAAGCUGCAUGUGCUGUCGUCAUCAUGUGUCCGUCCCCCACAACAACCCACGCCAUACAUUCAGCGUAAAAAAGCUGGAGUGAAGAAGAGGCGGAGGAUGGCCCAGGCAAGGAAGAAGAGGAAAAAGAAAAAUCGAAAGGUGCUGGCUGCCUGGCCAUGUGGCAAACCUUCAUCAAUGUCAUUCAAGUACAGCAAAGACAAUCAACCAUUGCAGGGGUAAAGCGAAGAGCCCAGAGAGAAAAACCGCUUCCACAAGGGCAGGUAAAAUGCGCAAGAUGUGGAAGAGAAUGUUUUUCAUUUAUGCAAGUGCAGUCAUUAAGAAAUGAGCAGGUUAAACUGUGGUUCAAAACAAACUCCAAGUUGAGUGACACUGACUUUAUUUGUAAGGCUUGUAAAAUUUCUGUUACAAAAAAACAAACCAAUCCUGAAUACACACCAGAGAAAUCCCGUAAAAAAAAGAGAGUAGUAUGUGCCUUAUCCAAUUUUAACUUGUGCACUUUAACUUCUUCUCACACUGUGGAAUGUUCUAAAGAGAUUUUCAAUACUUGUUUCGCUGUUGAUGAAACGGAUGAGAUAAAGACCAUCCCUCUUUGCCUUUAUAGAACAACAUUUCGUUCUCCACCGU
Molecule: messenger RNA, 3933 nt
Organism: Asterias rubens (European starfish)
Lineage: Eukaryota; Metazoa; Echinodermata; Asteroidea; Forcipulatida; Asteriidae
Exons: 2
Coding region: 2563-3528 (321 amino acids)
Source: RefSeq, a predicted model, not a curated record